Molecule: messenger RNA, 420 nt
Organism: Eruca vesicaria subsp. sativa (arugula)
Lineage: Eukaryota; Viridiplantae; Streptophyta; Magnoliopsida; Brassicales; Brassicaceae
Source: the annotation of a GenBank genome assembly
AUGACGAAGAGAGGUGAACUUGGUGUAGAAGAAGAAGAAGAAGAAGAAGAAAAGGAAGCCUGGUCUCUCUCACAUUCUCGUCUUCUAAACUCAUGGAGACAUGAUUACAAUCUCUUGCUUGGAGACUCUUCUUCGAGUUCGAGUAUGUCUUGUCUUCGAUCACCGUCUGAUUACUCGCUCUCAAGCUACUUUCCAAACUUCACUUCUCCACCGUUUGAUGCGAUGAUGGAGACGAAAUCAAAACAUGAUCAUGAUUUUUGUAUCUGUGAAAGUCUCCUCGGUGGUUUGAACAUCAGAGAAGAAGAACAAGAGUCACAAGAUAAGAACCAUUACAAACCUGUUCAUCAUCAAGGAACCUUCAAGUUCAACAAUCACUCUCUUCUAUCAAACUCUCUUCAGAGUCUUCGUGACUUCCAGUGA